CGGACCGUCGUUCAACAACGCCGCGAGCAGCAAGUGGCCAUUGCUGGUAGAAGGAACGUGCGUCUAGCACGUGACUGAGGUGGUCUGGAAGAAGUGAAGGAUGUGGCGCCUUAAGGUUGGGACCGGAAGGACGGAUCCCUACUUGAGGACCGUCAAGAAUCAUGAGGGGAGAGAAGUGUGGGAGUAUGAGUUCCGUGGAGGGACAGAGGAGGAGCGGGCCCAUGUGGAACAUCUGCGAAGUGAGUUCAAAAAGCACAGGCUGGAAAAGAAACACAGCAGCGAUGAGAUGCUCAGAUACCGUCUGUCGUGCAUAAAUCCUUUGCCGCCAAUGCCAGCCAAAGUCUCUGUGGCAGAGGGUCGGUCUGCUUCUGCAGAGGAUGUGGAUGUCACCUUGCGGCGCGCGAUCCGUUUCUACAGCACUAUGCAAGAAGAGGAUGGACACUGGGGUGGUGAUUAUGGAGGUCCCAUGUUCCUAAUGCCUGGUCUGCUGAUUGCCUGCUACUCUACAGGCGUUUUGAAUUUUGUUCUGACAGAGGAGCACAAGGAGGAGAUGAGGCGUUACCUGUACAAUCAUCAGAAUGCUGAUGGUGGUUGGGGUCUUCAUAUUGAAGGUCACAGCACAAUGUUUGGUUCCGUGCUUUCAUAUGUUUCAUUACGGCUUCUCGGCGAGGGUCCGGAGGAUGGAGAGGACAAUGCCAUGUCCAGAGGAAGGAAUUGGAUACUGGACCACGGUGGAGCAACCUUCAUCACUUCUUGGGGCAAGUUCUGGCUGGCGGUGCAGUGAUAUUUCCCUCUGAUGAUCCGGCAAGUGGCGUUGGUGAAAGACGUUUUAGGAGCAGCCACACCCUCGC
Chara braunii is the source of this 851-nucleotide messenger RNA. NCBI's taxonomy places the organism in Eukaryota, Viridiplantae, Streptophyta, Charophyceae, Charales, Characeae. The record is from the annotation of a GenBank genome assembly.